AUGGCUCUCGUUCAGUACCCACCGCCAGUCGACUAUGCGGCGCAAUUGAAUGCCUUCAAAGACUUUUUACAGCAUUUCAAAACAUUCGAAUCGGCUUCCGAAGCUGCUGCAACCGAGGCGAUUGAAGAUCUUCACAUCGACGGAGAUGCUACCAGCGAUGAAUAUGACUUCAUGGACGAUGUGGAAAAUGAGAACGGGCAACAAGGGACAAGAGCACGCCGCGGGCGUCGAGAACCGAAGCUCAAGUACAUGCAGAUCCUGCAGGACAUAGCAGAUCGGGAACGGUCAAACGUUCUGAUUGAAUUGGAUGACUUGGCUACAUUCGAAAAAUCCCUACCGGAGGACACAGAUUUGAAGCUCGUUGAGUCCAUACAACGGAAUACCAAGCGUUACAUCGAUGUUCUCUCUGAUGCAGUCGAUGCUGUUAUGCCGAAAGAAACGAAGGAAAUCACCUUCAAGGACGAUGUUCUCGAUGUCAUCAUGUCGCAACGUGAAAAGCGAAACGAGGCUAUGGCGAUGGCUGCGGAGGCCGAUAUGGAUGCGGCUGCGGCUCUCUCGAUGUUUCCUCCUGAGUUGACUCGUCGAUACACCCUCAAUUUCAAGCCUCUUACUCCAUCUGGGUCAAGCAGCGACCGGGACUCCAAGGCUCUCGCAGUCCGUAAUGUGCGAGCAGAACACCUGGGUAGUCUGAUCACGGUUCGCGGUAUUACAACUCGUGUCUCGGACGUCAAACCAUCAGUCCAGAUCAACGCUUAUACUUGCGAUCGGUGUGGAUGCGAAGUGUUUCAGCCAGUUACCACAAAACAAUUUCUGCCUAUGACUGAGUGCUUGUCUGAAGAGUGCAAGCAGAACAACUCGAAGGGACAAUUGUUUCUUUCCACUCGUGCUUCGAAAUUUGUUCCCUUCCAGGAGGUCAAGAUCCAAGAAAUGGCAGAUCAGGUUCCUGUUGGUCACAUUCCACGAACACUAACCAUUCACUGCCACGGGAGUCUGACACGACAACUCAACCCUGGAGAUGUUGUUGACGUUGCGGGCAUCUUCCUUCCCACACCUUACACAGGGUUCAGGGCCAUCCGUGCCGGUCUCUUGACCGACACAUACUUGGAAGCUCAGCAUAUCACACAUCACAAGAAGUCGUACAAUGAUCUGACGAUGGACAGUCGAACGCUCCGGAAGAUUGAACAGUAUCAAAAGUCUGGAAAUAUGUACGAGUACCUGUCUCGUUCCAUCGCUCCCGAGAUUUACGGCCAUCUUGACGUGAAGAAAGCCUUGCUUCUUCUGCUUAUUGGAGGUGUGACAAAGGAAAUGGGCGACGGCAUGCACAUCCGUGGUGACAUCAAUAUCUGCCUGAUGGGUGAUCCUGGUGUUGCCAAAUCGCAAUUGCUGAAAUAUAUCACCAAGGUUGCUCCACGAGGCGUGUACACUACUGGACGAGGUAGCAGCGGAGUUGGUCUUACCGCUGCUGUUAUGAGAGAUCCUGUAACGGAUGAGAUGGUGCUGGAGGGAGGAGCCCUGGUUUUGGCGGACAAUGGCAUUUGCUGUAUCGAUGAAUUCGACAAGAUGGAUGAUGCUGAUCGGACUGCUAUCCAUGAAGUGAUGGAGCAACAGACCAUUUCCAUUUCCAAGGCCGGUAUCACAACAACCCUGAACGCUCGUACCUCCAUCCUGGCUGCAGCCAACCCUCUCUAUGGACGGUACAACCCACGAAUCUCUCCAGUGGAGAACAUCAACCUUCCCGCCGCAUUGCUCUCGCGUUUCGACGUCAUGUUCCUCAUCCUAGACACUCCACAGCGUGAAGCCGAUGAGGAAUUGGCCAACCACGUCGCGUACGUCCACAUGCACAACAAACACCCCGAGAUCGACGAUGCCGGAGUUUUGUUCACACCAAAUGAAGUCCGUCAGUACAUCGCUAAGGCGCGCACAUAUCGGCCUGUCGUGCCCUCGUCAGUUUCCGAUUACAUGGUCGGAGCUUACGUGAGAAUGAGGAAGCAACAAAAGAGCGACGAAGCCAGCAAGAAGCAAUUCUCUCAUGUGACUCCCCGUACUUUGCUUGGUGUCGUUCGUCUCUCGCAAGCUCUUGCCCGCCUUCGCUUCAGCGAAGAGGUCAUUAGGGAGGAUGUCGAUGAGGCUUUGCGCCUUAUCGAGGUCAGCAAAGCAUCCCUGGCCAAUGACGGUCAGUCCGGCGUGGACCAGAGCCCCAGCAGCAAGAUCUACAAUCUCAUCCGCGGUAUGCGUGAGAGCGGUGCUGCCGCUGUCGGGGACGGUGAAGAGGGUGAACUUAGCAUGAGAAGGAUUAGGGAACGCGUUCUUGCCAAGGGCUUCACAGAAGAUCAGCUCACAAUGGCGAUCGACGAAUACGAAGAGCUUAAUGUUUGGCAAGUCGUUAACAACGGAACUCGCCUCAUUUUCUUGGAUCUCGGCGGUGAUGAGGCAAUGGACAUCUAA
Messenger RNA from Aspergillus fischeri NRRL 181, 2445 nucleotides. Its product is annotated as DNA replication licensing factor MCM7. The record is from RefSeq and is a predicted model, not a curated record. The transcript has 4 exons. The coding region runs from base 1 to 2445 and encodes 814 amino acids. Gene Ontology annotation, molecular function: ATP binding; single-stranded DNA helicase activity; ATP hydrolysis activity. Gene Ontology annotation, cellular component: MCM complex; nucleus. NCBI's taxonomy places the organism in Eukaryota, Fungi, Ascomycota, Eurotiomycetes, Eurotiales, Aspergillaceae. Gene Ontology annotation, biological process: DNA replication initiation; DNA strand elongation involved in DNA replication; DNA replication.